Peromyscus eremicus (cactus mouse) is the source of this 2242-nucleotide messenger RNA. It is a transcript of the gene Pik3cd, whose product is annotated as phosphatidylinositol-4,5-bisphosphate 3-kinase catalytic subunit delta. The record is from RefSeq and is a predicted model, not a curated record. Gene Ontology annotation, molecular function: 1-phosphatidylinositol-3-kinase activity; 1-phosphatidylinositol-4-phosphate 3-kinase activity. Gene Ontology annotation, cellular component: cytoplasm; plasma membrane; phosphatidylinositol 3-kinase complex. NCBI's taxonomy places the organism in Eukaryota, Metazoa, Chordata, Mammalia, Rodentia, Cricetidae. Gene Ontology annotation, biological process: phosphatidylinositol 3-kinase/protein kinase B signal transduction; cell migration; phosphatidylinositol-mediated signaling. The transcript has 16 exons. The coding region runs from base 146 to 2242 and encodes 698 amino acids.
UGAGGAGCUGAGAGUCCCCAAAAGUGGGAUGAAGUUCACUGAUGGCAAAGCCCUUUUAAUCUCCCAGGCAGAAGGGCCUUGGUUGGUCAUCUUUCUUGGCCCAUCCCAAAAAGGAGAACCGGCCUCAGAGCAGUAAGGCAACAGAAUGCCCCCUGGGGUGGACUGCCCCAUGGAGUUCUGGACCAAAGAGGAGAGCCAGAGCGUGGCUGUUGACUUCUUGCUGCCCACUGGGGUCUACCUGAACUUCCCGGUGUCCCGAAAUGCCAACCUCAGCACCAUCAAGCAGGUGCUGUGGCAUCGUGCACAGUAUGAGCCACUCUUCCACAUGCUCAGUGAUCCUGAGGCUUAUGUGUUCACCUGCGUGAACCAGACAGCCGAGCAGCAGGAGUUGGAGGAUGAGCAGAGGAGGUUGUGUGAUAUCCAGCCCUUCCUGCCGGUGCUUCGGCUGGUGGCCCGAGAGGGCGACCGCGUCAAGAAGCUCAUCAACUCCCAAAUCAGCCUCCUCAUUGGCAAAGGUCUCCACGAGUUUGAUUCCCUGCGGGACCCGGAAGUGAAUGACUUCCGCACUAAGAUGCGCCAGUUCUGUGAAGAGGUUGCUGCUCACCGCCAGCAGCUGGGCUGGGAGGACUGGCUGCAGUAUAGUUUUCCGCUGCAGCUGGAGCCCUCAGCAAGGAGUUGGCGGGCCGGCAUCCUGCGCGUCACCAACCGAGCCCUGCUGGUCAAUGUGAAGUUCGAGGGCAGUGGGGAGAGCUUCACCUUCCAGGUAUCCACCAACGACAUGCCCCUGGCACUGAUGGCCUGUGCCCUCCGAAAGAAGGCCACAGUGUUCCGGCAGCCUCUGGUGGAGCAGCCUGAAGACUAUGCACUUCAGGUGAACGGGAGGCAUGAGUACCUCUAUGGCAGCUACCCGCUGUGCCAGUUCCAGUACAUCUGCAGCUGCCUGCACAGCGGACUGACCCCCCACCUGACCAUGGUCCACUCCUCCUCCAUCCUCGCCAUGCGGGAUGAGCAGAGCAACCCUGCCCCCCAAGUCCAGAAACCACGCACCAAACCUCCCCCAAUCCCUGCUAAGAAGCCCUCCUGUGUGUCCCUGUGGUCCCUAGAGCAGCCGUUCUGCAUUGAGCUGAUCGAGGGCAGCAAAGUGAAUGCGGAUGAGCGGAUGAAGCUGGUUGUACAGGCCGGGCUCUUCCAUGGCAAUGAGAUGCUGUGCAAGACGGUGUCCAGCUCAGAGGUGAACGUGUGCUCGGAGCCCGUGUGGAAACAGCGGCUGGAGUUCGACAUCAGCGUCUGUGACCUGCCGCGCAUGGCCCGGCUCUGCUUUGCACUCUAUGCCGUUGUGGAGAAGGCUAAGAAGGCGCGCUCUACAAAGAAGAAGUCCAAGAAGGCAGACUGCCCCAUCGCCUGGGCCAACCUCAUGCUCUUCGACUACAAAGACCAGCUCAAGACUGGGGAAUGCCGCCUUUACAUGUGGCCCUCUGUCCCAGAUGAGAAAGGAGAGCUGUUGAACCCUGCGGGUACAGUGCGUAGCAACCCCAACACAGAGAGUGCUGCGGCCCUGGUCAUCUGCCUGCCUGAGGUGGCCCCCCAUCCUGUGUACUUCCCUGCCCUGGAGAAGAUCCUGGAGCUGGGGCGUCAUGGGGAGCGCGGGCGCAUCACAGAGGAGGAGCAGCUGCAGCUACGGGAGAUCCUGGAGCGGAGGGGGUCUGGGGAGCUGUAUGAACAUGAGAAGGACCUGGUGUGGAAACUGCGGCAUGAAGUCCAGGAGCAUUUCCCAGAGGCUCUGGCCCGCCUGCUCCUGGUCACCAAGUGGAAUAAACAUGAGGAUGUGGCCCAGAUGCUCUAUUUGCUGUGCUCCUGGCCCGAGCUUCCUGUGCUGAGCGCCCUGGAACUGCUGGACUUCAGCUUUCCUGACUGCUACGUGGGCUCCUUCGCCAUCAAGUCCCUGCGGAAGCUGACGGAUGACGAACUUUUCCAGUACCUUCUGCAGCUUGUGCAGGUGCUCAAAUACGAGUCCUACCUGGACUGCGAGUUGACCAAAUUCUUGCUGGACCGAGCCCUGGCUAACCGCAAGAUCGGCCAUUUCCUCUUCUGGCACCUCCGCUCUGAGAUGCAUGUACCAUCCGUGGCCCUGCGAUUUGGCCUCAUCAUGGAGGCCUACUGCAGAGGCAGCACCCACCACAUGAAGGUGCUGAUGAAUUGUAAGCAUCACUGUGACAAACAGUCCGCUCGCUGUCCAGCCUGA